AUGAUCCGGUGCCGGCGCCGCCUCUCCUGCGCACGGUGUCUCGGGCGCGGCCAGUGCCGGCAAGCGGGACCACUUUUGAAGCCGGCAACGGCGGAUCUGGAGGAGCCCGCCACCACGCCCCUUCCAUGUCCGGCACUGCCCAUUCAUCGGCCCUCCACCUCCUCUGGGCCGACCGGACUGGAAGAAGGGGAGGAGAGCCGCGAGGGAAGACCACCUGUGCCACCGCCGUUGCCGCCGAUAGAUUUACAUGGACCAUUGACUACUUUCAGUUCCCAUUCCCUGAAACAUGUUUUUGCAUUCAGUGAAGUGAGGGUUGAAGGUUUGAAGACCUUGAACUAUCUUGACAACUUGCAAUCCAAGAAUCGUUGUACUGAACAAGGAGAUGCAGUUGUAUUUGAGUCUGAAGUGGACAAGGUAUAUUUGAGUGCUCCGCCAAAGAUUGUGAUCAUUGACCACGAGAAGAAAAGAACAUUUGUUUUGAGGAAAGAGGGACUUCCUGAUGUUGUUGUUUGGAACCCUUGGGACAGGAAGGCCAAAGCAAUGCCAGAUUUCGGGGAUGAGGAGUACAAGAGCAUGCUAUGCGUGGGGGCUGCAGCUAUUGAGAAGCCAAUUACUUUAAAGCCAGGUGAAGAGUGGAUAGGAAAGCAGGAAAUUUCUGCUGUACCAUCCAGUUACAGCAGCAGACAAUUGGAUCCUGAACUGAUUCGUCGAAUGCACACAAUAUAA
This is a messenger RNA of Miscanthus lutarioriparius, 726 nucleotides long. The record is from the annotation of a GenBank genome assembly. NCBI's taxonomy places the organism in Eukaryota, Viridiplantae, Streptophyta, Magnoliopsida, Poales, Poaceae.